Molecule: messenger RNA, 1945 nt
Organism: Andrographis paniculata
Lineage: Eukaryota; Viridiplantae; Streptophyta; Magnoliopsida; Lamiales; Acanthaceae
Product: cyclic dof factor 2-like
Exons: 2
Coding region: 349-1689 (446 amino acids)
Biological process (GO): regulation of DNA-templated transcription
Molecular function (GO): DNA binding; DNA-binding transcription factor activity
Source: RefSeq, a predicted model, not a curated record
AAGGACAGACAGAUAGAGAAAGAGAGAGAAAGAGGAUCUUGCAAUGGCGGCCACAAACAAUUUUUGUGGCUGAGAAUUCAUGUUUCCUUUCCGACGUGGACUCUAAAGACCACAGUACGUCGUCUCAAUUACGUCAGUCAUCCCCAAAAGCCCUAAACCUAAUUUAUUCAUCCCUGUCAGUCUGUCUGUUCAUGCUGCCCUGCUGCUUUUACAUCAUUUCUUUUAUGCCUUUUUUGGAGUUCUGCUGCGUUUUCAAGCCAGGUUUGGAUAAAAAGGGCGAGUGAGUGAGUAGGGAAGAAGCACCAGCACAAUUAUUUCCUAAGAUAAAAAACACAGAAGGGGCCAAAAAUGUCGGACCCCAAAAUCAAGCUUUUUGGGAAAACCAUUGGAGGAGGAGGACGAGGAGGAGAUGGCUUCUGUGAGGAUCCUCCCUGUUCUUCUCAUUCCACCAAUUUUAAUGGAUGCGCCGCCGAUUGCAAGGAAUCACAGAAGGCUGUAGAUUCUGUCUUAAUUCCUCUUCAAUCCGUCUCUGGACAGAGUGUGUCUGGAACGAAGCACACCGACGACGACGAUCCGUCGGAGCCUCUGACAUCGGAGGAAUUCAAAGGCUCCGAUUCGUCGCCGACGGCGGUUGCAGACUCUACCGCGCCGCCGCCGGAAGAACAGAGUGAGACAAGCACCUCGUCGGAGAAGACGCUGAAGAAGCCGGAGAAGAUACUUCCAUGCCCUCGCUGCAACAGCAUGGACACCAAAUUCUGUUACUUCAACAACUACAACGUGAAUCAGCCGCGCCAUUUCUGCCGGAAUUGCCAGAGAUACUGGACCGCCGGCGGCACCAUGAGAAACGUCCCCGUCGGCGCCGGCCGCCGUAAAAACAAGGCCUCCGUUUCCCAAUUGCGGGGCCUAACCGUCCCCGAACCCCACAUCGAUAUGCCGGCGCCGGCGACGGCGCUGAAUCCCGGCGGGACCACCGUGCUCUCAUUCAACUCCGAUUCUCCCCUCAGCGAAUCCAUGGCGUCCGUCCUGAACAGCAUCGACAAAUCGAUUCGAAGCACUACAAGAAACGGAAUCAACAAUCCUGAAGAACUCAGAUCGAAAGAGCCUGAAAAUGUCGCCGGCAGCAUCAAUGAUGACGAUACCGGCAAGGCGGCGAAUCCUCAGCCAUUUCCGCCUCCACCACCCAAUUUCCCGGCGGCCCCCUUUCCUUACCGGUGGAAUCCAAUCCAAUGGAACUCCCCUGUUCCGGUCCCGCCCGGUUUCCCGAUGCCGUUUUAUUCGACUCCACCGCCGUAUUGGGGCUGCGCCGCCGUGCCGACAGCCUGGAAUGUCCCAUUGAUUAUAUCGAAUCCAAAUUCUCCGACAUUAGGAAAGCAUUCAAGGGAUGACAACAAUGCGAAUUUUGCGAAUUCGAAGGAGGAAGUUGAUCCAAAAGAGUCGAAUGCCGAGAAAUCUCUAUGGGUUCCGAAAACGUUAAGAAUCGACGAUCCGGAGGAAGCUGCGAAGAGUUCGAUAUGGGCGACAUUGGGCAUAAACAAGGACAACGUCGAAUCUCCGGGGCUUUUCAAGGCAUUCGAAACUGCUCGAUCGAAGAGCGACGAAAAGGCGCGGCCGGCGCCGGAGAAUUCGAGCGUAUUGCAAGCGAAUCCGGCGGCGCUGUCGAGGUCGGUGAGCUUCCAUGAGAGCUCGUGAGAGGUAAGGUCGUCGUUGUUGUCGAUUGGGAAAUUGGAGUUGUGCAUUGGUAGGAGUAUGGUUUUAUUGAUGAUGAUGAUGAUAUAUAUAUAUAUAUAUAUAUAUAGGUUUUGUACAUCAGUGAGUGAGAUUUGGGGUUGGUUGGGUAGUUGGAAUAAAUGGAAACAGUUGAUGAGGGUUUCUAAUUGAAAACCAUAAGUAAAAUUUAUAUAUGUUUCUAGGGAAGAACAUUACAAUUAAUCAUAUUGUUUUUGUU